Messenger RNA from Halichondria panicea, 3350 nucleotides. RefSeq names its product centrosomal protein of 112 kDa-like. NCBI's taxonomy places the organism in Eukaryota, Metazoa, Porifera, Demospongiae, Suberitida, Halichondriidae. The record is from RefSeq and is a predicted model, not a curated record. The transcript is spliced from 24 exons. The coding region runs from base 86 to 3262 and encodes 1058 amino acids.
GGUAAUUUCAAACUUUUCUCACCAUGUAAUUUAUUGUGACAAGGAAAGAUUGCUCCUACAAAGCUCAUUGCAAGCAGAAUAAAUAAUGGGAGAGGUCUUAGAUGAUGAGUUCAAGCAAAUCAUCUCGAGAAUGAAGCCUCAUGCAAAGAAAUUGCCACAAAAAUCAGAGGAGAGAAGUAAAGUAACUUCUUGGAUUAAGAAGCUACUUGCAGUAAAAAUUGAAAAAGCUGAGCGCAACGAGUAUGCCAAGUUGUUACUCCAAGUCCUGAAGUCGAGUAAACUAGAGCCACCAUUCACUAUUGACCCCCCUCAGGGGUUGCUGCCUCGACUGGGCACAUUUAAACCCAUCACAAGGACUGGUGCAUCAACACAGCAACAGCAACCGAUUGGUUCAUUUCAAUCGACUAACACUCAACGAGAAGUGGAGAAAACUACAUCUGAUUCGAGUCGAGAUAAAGCUAAGAGACGUGCUAGUGAACAUAAAGGGGCUCGACAUCAUCACACGACACAAGAGCAUCGUAGAUUUGAGCAAAUCCCUAAAGCUACUCCUACAUGUACCUCUCCGUUGUAUCUGAUUCAAACCAAUCUUCCUGAUAGUGGUAUCAGUUACGGGGCCGGGGAAGGCCGAGUGCAUACCAGUGAGGAGGGGCUGUGGAGCCUUGAUGCUGGACCAUCUACAUCACUACAGAGACCUAAUCCUCAAGCAUCACGCUAUGAGUCAAGGUCACCUUCGCUCAAAGCGUAUACACAACUCGACGAGCUGUUGUCCUCCAGCCCUUCCCUGAGUCUGAGUGAUGAGAUCUUGGGCAGUGAUGACAGUCAACUCUCUGAUGUGAGUGAACUACUCUUGGGACGGUCAGAGCAUUGGACAAAGUCACCUAAGGGGUCGGAGAAGAAACACUCAUUCAUGGUCUCAAGCUCAGGUUCAUAUUCACCCAAGAAAGCUUUCACUAGUUCUUUUCCAGUUGCUGUCUCCCCAAGAAAGUAUGAUAUCACCAAAGAAAUCCUUCAAAGCAGAGAGAUUGAGCUGAAAGUAAAGGCUGCAGAGAAUCAAUUUGAAGAAGAGAAACUGAAAAUACAAAGAAGCCACGAGGAAUCGUUGAAACAGAUAUUUGACCGUAAGAACAAUGAGCUAGAGAACCUUCGUACUGAGUGUCGUCUCAAGGGAAGCCAGAUGGCUGCCCAGGUGAGACGGGUGGAGUUGAAGCUGUCUCAGUCUCUCAAAGAGAACAAGGCUCUGAGGGAGGAGGGAAGUCAGUCGCUGGCAGACUCUCGUCAGUACAGGCAGAAGCUGGAAGCACAAUUUGAGGAAAAGCUCCAUGCAGUUGUGUCAGAGUUUGAGACCAGCAAGCUAGAGCUGGAGCAACACUACGGCAAGGCUCACCAGAGAUUAGUGGCAGAGAUGACCAAUAGAAUGGCCUCCAUCAAAGACGACCAUACAACACAGAGAAGAGCUGAUGCUGAGCUGAUCUCAGCACUGAAGACAAAGCUCAAGGAACGUAGCAGAGGGUCAGAUAAUCUGAAACAAGCUCACUCUGAACUGCAUCAUGACAAGGAAAAGUUAGAUGAGAAGUGCUCUUCACUUCAAGCUGAGUUGAAAACAGCUCAGGACAGAGUUGAGGCUGUGGAGGUUGAGUUACUCUCUGUGAGGUCGGAAAGAGACCAACAGAUAGCCUCACUGAGAGAGGAGAGAGACCAGCAGAUAGCCUCACUGGGAGAGAACAGAGACCAACAGAUAGCCUCACUGAGUGAGGAGAGAGAUCAACAAAUGGCCUCACUGAGAGAGGAGAAAGAGUGCCAGCUGAGGGAGCUGAGGACAUCCACUGAGGAGAGUGUGGCGGCCAUGCAACACGAGUACACUAUACAGGAAUCAAAGAUGUAUGAGUCCAUUGCUGAGUUGAAGGGUCAGGUCAGUGAGAUGGAGAGGGAGAUGGGCAAGGCCAAAGAAGAGCAAGCUCUUGGACUAUCUGAGCUUGAAGCCGAGUGCCAGCGAGCCGUGAGACAGAGAGAUCUCGAACAUGAUAAGAGAGUGAUAGAGCUCAAGAGAGAGGCCAGUGAGAGAGAGAUGCGGUCCAAAGAGAGACUAUCCUGCCUGGAGGAGGAGCUUAGAGGUCGUGAUGAGCAACUGGAGACACUGAGGGCUAAGAUGGAAGCUCAAUCAAAACAGGCAGAGCAGGCAAUCGAUGAUUUCAAGGCUGAGGUUGAGCAGCAGACCAGUGGCAUGUUUGACCAGAUGAAAGGCGAGCUUUCCUCCCUCGAGAAAGAACUCACUACCUGUCGAGUAGAGAGGGCCUCAGAGAGGGAGCAGUUCUCAUUGAAGAGGAAGGAAGACAGAGCAAGGGCUGAGGGGGAGAGGGGAGAGAUGGAACUGAGACACAGACAGACAGUGGAGGAGUUGGUGACUAGUCACAAGGCGACAAUGGAAGGGCAGAGAGAGGAGUUGGUGACGAAUAAGGAAGAGAUGGUUGCUGGCCUGAGCAGUGAGUUGACUCAACUGGAGGCUCAGGCAGCAGCUAAAGAAGGUCACUACAGAAAGGUGGUCUCCUCCCUGGAGGGUGACGUACGAGGGCUGAGGGAACAGGUGGAGAUAAUGGCUAGACGACACGGCGGGGAGAUUCUGGAGUUAGAGAGACAAAAGAGAGAAGAGGUGGCAGCAACUGUUAGGAUACACGAGGCAGCUAUUGGCAAGCUCAAAACACAACUUGCAAGAGUCAGGGAGGAGCAUAAACGAGAGAUAAAAUCCCUGACUGAAAAACACGACCACCAGCAUCGGCAGGUAGAGCACCAGUACUCACUAAGAGACAGUCAGUCAACCAAGACUAUGACAUCACUGAAAGCGCAGGUCCAGUUUCUAGAGGAAAACAUGAAAAAACAGCAGAGCUCACAUGAGGAUCACAUGAGAGAGUUGAUGCACCGUAACGGUGAGGAAAUGGACGGCAUGAAACAACACCAUGACUCCAUUCGACAGAGUUUGACGGAGGAGGCUGAGGCAGCCCACCUCACUGUGUCACAGCACCAGGAGAGGAGCAAACACCAGCUGGCUGAGCACAACUCAAAUCUGUCUCAGUUGAAGCGUUCCUAUGAGGAGAAGCUGAGGGGCAUGUUACCAUUGGCUGUGAAACAGGAAUAUGAAGACACCAUCAAGAGCUUGAGAACCCAGAUCAGUAUUCUGCAACAGAGAGCCGGGGUCUUGCAAGAUGAGUUGAACCAGCGCUACUCUGCACACAAACUAUCACCCACAAAAACACUUAGUCCAUUUUAAAGCUUCAUUAAUUUGUGAUAAAUACAACUUUUUCACUCAUUUUUCAUUUCAAACCCUGUAAACUUGAUUAACUUGUUGACGUUAACAC